Arvicola amphibius (Eurasian water vole) is the source of this 1632-nucleotide messenger RNA. RefSeq names its product neurofilament light chain (gene Nefl). The transcript has 4 exons. Gene Ontology annotation, molecular function: structural constituent of postsynaptic intermediate filament cytoskeleton. The record is from RefSeq and is a predicted model, not a curated record. Gene Ontology annotation, biological process: neurofilament bundle assembly. Lineage: Eukaryota; Metazoa; Chordata; Mammalia; Rodentia; Cricetidae. Gene Ontology annotation, cellular component: axon; postsynaptic intermediate filament cytoskeleton; cytoplasm. The coding region runs from base 1 to 1632 and encodes 543 amino acids.
AUGAGUUCGUUCGGCUACGACCCGUACUUUUCAACCUCCUACAAGAGGCGCUACGUGGAGCCGCCCCGGGUGCACAUCUCCAGCGUGCGCAGCGGCUACAGCACGGCGCGCUCCGCGUACUCCAGCUACUCCGCGCCGGUCUCUUCCUCUCUGUCCGUGCGCCGCAGCUACUCGUCCAGCUCGGGCUCUUUGAUGCCCAGCUUGGAGAACCUCGACCUGAGUCAGGUAGCCGCCAUCAGCAACGACCUCAAGUCGAUCCGCACGCAGGAGAAGGCCCAGCUCCAGGACCUCAACGAUCGUUUCGCCAGCUUCAUUGAGCGCGUGCACGAGCUGGAGCAGCAGAACAAGGUCCUGGAAGCCGAGCUGUUGGUGCUGCGCCAGAAACACUCGGAGCCGUCCCGCUUCCGCGCCCUGUACGAGCAGGAGAUCCGUGAUCUGCGGCUGGCGGCGGAAGACGCCACCAACGAGAAGCAGGCGCUGCAGGGUGAGCGCGAGGGGCUGGAGGAAACUCUGCGCAACCUGCAGGCGCGCUACGAAGAGGAGGUGCUGAGCCGCGAGGACGCCGAGGGCCGGCUGAUGGAGGCCCGCAAAGGCGCCGAUGAGGCCGCGCUCGCCCGCGCCGAGCUGGAGAAGCGCAUCGACAGCCUGAUGGACGAGAUCGCCUUCCUGAAGAAGGUGCACGAGGAGGAGAUCGCCGAGCUGCAGGCUCAGAUCCAGUAUGCUCAGAUCUCCGUGGAGAUGGAUGUGUCCUCCAAGCCCGACCUCUCCGCCGCCCUCAAGGACAUCCGCGCUCAGUAUGAGAAGCUGGCCGCCAAGAACAUGCAAAAUGCCGAAGAGUGGUUCAAGAGCCGCUUCACAGUGCUGACCGAGAGUGCCGCCAAGAACACCGAUGCUGUGCGCGCUGCCAAGGACGAGGUGUCCGAAAGCCGCCGCCUGCUCAAGGCUAAGACCCUGGAGAUCGAAGCGUGCCGGGGUAUGAACGAAGCUCUGGAGAAGCAGCUGCAGGAGUUGGAGGACAAGCAGAACGCAGACAUCAGUGCCAUGCAGGACACAAUCAACAAGUUAGAGAAUGAGCUGAGAAGCACGAAGAGCGAGAUGGCGAGGUACCUGAAGGAGUACCAGGACCUCCUCAACGUGAAGAUGGCCUUGGACAUUGAGAUUGCGGCUUACAGGAAACUCUUGGAAGGCGAAGAGACCAGGCUCAGUUUCACCAGCGUGGGCAGCCUAACCAGUGGCUACUCUCAGAGCUCGCAGAUCUUUGGCCGCUCCGCCUACAGUGGCUUACAGAGCAGCUCCUAUUUGAUGUCGGCUCGCUCGUUCCCAGCCUACUACACCAGCCACGUCCAGGAAGAGCAGACAGAGGUGGAGGAGACCAUUGAGGCUACCAAAGCUGAGGAGGCCAAGGAUGAGCCCCCUUCUGAGGGAGAAGCGGAAGAGGAGGAGAAGGAGAAGGAGGAAGGAGAGGAAGAGGAAGGUGCUGAGGAGGAGGAAGCUGCCAAGGAUGAGUCUGAAGACACGAAAGAAGAAGAAGAAGGUGGCGAGGGUGAAGAGGAAGACACCAAAGAAUCUGAAGAAGAGGAGAAGAAGGAAGGAGGUGCUGGGGAGGAGCAAGCAGCUAAGAAGAAAGAUUGA